AUGAUAUGCGUCUGUAUUUCUCAGAACGCGACGCUGGUAUGUGAGGGGGAGACGAAAUGGAUCAAUUGCAAGAUAGGGUACCACCUCAAAAUACACGACGUGUUCUGGGGACGAAAUGACAAGACCACCUGUCCGACAGCCCCGCCCUCUUUACAGACUGACAAGAUGUGUAAAACAAACGCCGCAAAGAACCUCAAGAAGGUGCGAGACGCGUGCAUCGACGAGGAGGGGAAACCACGAAGGUUUUUCGAGAUUCCUGGGUCUGUAAAGUUCUUCGGUUUCUAUCCUAAUUGCCAGGAGGUGUUCAAGUAUGCCAAGGUCAAGUUUAGUUGUGUUAGGGAUGACGAGAAGUCCAAGAAGAAAACCGGGAAAUAG
This is a messenger RNA of Nematostella vectensis (starlet sea anemone), 375 nucleotides long. RefSeq lists its product as uncharacterized. Gene Ontology annotation, molecular function: carbohydrate binding. The transcript has a single exon. The record is from RefSeq and is a predicted model, not a curated record. NCBI's taxonomy places the organism in Eukaryota, Metazoa, Cnidaria, Anthozoa, Actiniaria, Edwardsiidae. The coding region runs from base 1 to 375 and encodes 124 amino acids.